Molecule: messenger RNA, 2126 nt
Organism: Theobroma cacao (cacao)
Lineage: Eukaryota; Viridiplantae; Streptophyta; Magnoliopsida; Malvales; Malvaceae
Source: RefSeq, a predicted model, not a curated record
CUUAGUUUCAUGCCAUCUUCUAACUAAACAGAAUCAUUCUCUUAUUAUGAAGAUCUUCAUUUUCUUUCUUUUGCUCCUCCCUUGUGCCAUGCCACUCUCCUUCAACUUUACUAGUUUCAGUCCAAACAUGCAAAACAUUGAAUUCGAAGGCGAUGCUUUCUCAUCAGCCAAUGUUUUGCAGCUUACAAAGAAUGAUGCUAUUGACAACCUCACCGGUAGCAUUGGACGUGCCUCAUAUAAUCAAGCAGUGCGCCUUUGGGAUGCUAGUAACGGAAGGCUUACAGACUUCACCACUCACUUCUCCUUCAUCUUAAGAGCAGUCAAUCUUAGUGAAUAUGGUGAUGGGAUAUCCUUCUUUAUUGCGCCUUUCGACUCCAAAAUGCCUCCCAAUUCGAGUGAUGGGUUUCUUGCAUUAUUCAAUCGUAACUCAACCUCAAACUCCUCUAACAACAAUAUUGUUGCAGUGGAGUUUGAUAGUUUCCAAAAUGACUGGGAUCCGAGUGACGAUCAUGUAGGCAUCAACAUCAACUCCAUCGUUUCUGUGACAAAUGUCACAUGGAAAAGUAGCAUUAAGAAUGGAUCAAGAGCAAACGCAUGGGUAAGUUACAACUCCUCCACAAGGAAUCUAAGUGUUUUUCUAACCUAUGCUGAUAAUCCAGUCUUUAGCGGAAAUUCUAGCCUUGCAUAUGUUGUUGACUUGAGGAACAUAUUACCAGAAUGGGUUAGAAUAGGCUUCUCUGCAUCCACAGGGCGUCAGGUUGAAAUACAUAAUAUUCUUUCUUGGAGUUUUGAUUCAAGCUUGGAGACAGGUGGAAGGGGGAAUAAUUUAGGUCUGAUUGUUGGUUUGGCUGUAGGUUUUGGUCUAUUGGCUUUAGGACUAGGUUUGCUUUCCUUUAUCAUGUGGAGAAUAAGGGCACGUUUGAACAAGGACAGUGAGGCCGUUGAUUUCACCAUAGAUGAUGAAUUUGAAAAAGGGACAGGGCCAAAGAGGUUCAUGUAUCAAGAACUAACUCGCGCAACAAAUAACUUUGCUGAGGUUGGAAAGCUUGGAGAAGGAGGAUUUGGAGGCGUUUACAAGGGCUUAUUAAGUGAUUCCAACACAGAAGUGGCAGUAAAGAGGGUUUCAAGAGGAUCAAAGCAAGGAAAAAAGGAGUACAUAUCAGAGGUGAAGAUCAUUAGCCGUUUGAGACAUAGAAAUUUGGUACAACUUCUUGGUUGGUGCCAUGAAAAGGGUGAACUCCUUCUUGUCUAUGAAUUCCUGCCUAAUGGAAGCCUUGAUUCUCAUCUCUUUGGAGGGAAAAUCAUGUUAACAUGGACUGUAAGACACAAAAUUGCUCUUGGCUUGGCCUCUGCCCUGUUGUAUCUUCAUGAAGAGUGGGAACAAUGUGUGGUGCAUAGAGACAUAAAGUGUAGCAAUGUAAUGUUGGAUUCAAACUUCAAUGCAAAGCUGGGAGAUUUUGGUCUUGCAAGACUUGUAGACCAUGACCUAGGUUCACAAACAACUGUUUUGGCCGGUACCAUGGGCUACCUAGCCCCUGAAUGUGUCACUACUGGCAAGGCUAGCAAGGAAUCUGAUGUUUAUAGUUUCGGAGUUGUUGCCCUUGAAAUUGCAUGCGGAAGAAAGCCAGUUGAACCAAGGGAAGAACCAAGCAAGGUAAGGAUGUUAGAGUGGGUCUGGGACCUCUAUGGAAAAGGUCAACUUCUUCAAGCUGUUGACAAGAGACUAGACAAUGACUUUGAUGAGCGGCAAAUGGAAUGUUUGAUGGUAACUGGGUUAUGGUGCUGCCAUCCUGAUUACACUCACCGGCCUUCUAUAAGGCAAGUGAUAAAUGUCCUAAAUUUUGAAGCUCCAUUGCCUAGCCUGCCAUCAAAGUUACCAGUACCAAUGUAUUAUGCGCCCCCAAUCAAUCUCUGCAAAUUUUCCUACACAUCAUCAACAGGUCUCACAGAUUCAGAAAAAUAUCGAACGCAAUGUUCAUGUAGUAGCUGCUCUACAAAUACGUAUUCAUCAUCAGCAGCAGACUCCGGAAAAGCUCUCCUAAAUUCUCGCAUGAAUCAUGUCUAGUAUAUUCCCUUUAACUCUCCAUUUCAUACAAAUAUAGGUAAAGAAAAAGAUGAGAUGUAGC